Fusarium tjaetaba is the source of this 1470-nucleotide messenger RNA. RefSeq names its product major facilitator superfamily transporter. Gene Ontology annotation, biological process: transmembrane transport. Gene Ontology annotation, molecular function: transmembrane transporter activity. The transcript is spliced from 5 exons. The record is from RefSeq and is a predicted model, not a curated record. NCBI's taxonomy places the organism in Eukaryota, Fungi, Ascomycota, Sordariomycetes, Hypocreales, Nectriaceae. Bases 1 to 1470 code for a protein of 489 amino acids.
AUGAGCGACCAACUUACCAUCACACCCGAAAUGGCCUUCGACCAAAAGCCUACGAUCGAUGAUCAAUACCCAGACCAUCUCGUAACCUUUGACGGUCCAGAUGAUCCCCACAACCCAAUGAACUGGCCCUUCCGCAAGAAAUUCAUCACCACCAUCGCGUACGGUCUCACGACUUGCUGGAUCACGUUGGCCUCUGCCAUUUUCGCCGCAGCCAUUCACCCUGUUUCUGCUGAGUUCAACGUGAACACCGAGACUAUUGCUGCAGCGACGAGUUUGCUUGUUUUCGGAUUCGGUCUUGGACCUUUGGUUUGGGGACCAUUGAGUGAGCUAUACGGUCGGAAGUGGCUUAUUCUCAUCCCGUACUUCAUCGCCGCCGUAUUCUCAUUCGGUACAGCUACAGCAAAAGAUAUCCAAACCGUUCUCAUCACGCGAUUCUUCUCGGGGCUCUUUGGCAGUGCACCCGUAACGAUUGUUGGAGGUGUUAUGGCGGAUAUAUGGGCCCCUCACCAACUUGGUAACGCGAUUGUCGCUUACGGAGUUACUAUUGUUGGAGGUCCGACGUUGGGUCCUAUAAUCGGCGGAGCGCUGUGCUCGAGCAGUCUAGGCUGGAGGUGGACUGAGUACCUUACAGGCAUUGUGAUGAUGGCUCAGCUUGGGGUUGAUCUUUUGGUGAUUGAUGAGAGCUAUGCACCUAUUUUGUUGUCGAGGAAAGCUCAUAAGCUGAGACUGCAAACGCAAGACUGGGCGCUGCAUGCUAAGCACGAAGAAUGGGACGUGUCCUUCAAAGAGCUAUACCAGAAGUAUUUCAUCCGCCCAUUCCAAAUGAUGGCAACACCAAUCUGUUUCCUCAUGUCGUUAUACGCAUCAUUCGUCUAUGGAAUUCUCUAUGCGAAUCUUGAAAGCUUUUCAAUUGAGUACCGGGAAGUGCGCCAGUGGGGGCCAGUCGUUAGCACCCUGCCCUUCAUCGCUCUGUUGAUUGGCAUCCUUUUCGCAGCAGCAAUUAAUGUUUACAACAACAAAUACUAUCGCAAGAGGCUUAUGGAGAAUGGAUACAGAGCUGUUCCGGAAGCGAGAUUGCCUCCGAUGAUGCUUGGAGGUAUCGUCUUCACAGCCGGACAGUUCCUCUUUGCAUGGACUUCAUCUCCCAGCAUGAACUAUUGGCCGUCAAUCAUCGGUAUUGCACUGACUGGCCUCGGCUUCACAACUAUCUUCCAAUCUGCACUUGGCUACCUCAUCGACACGUUCACUCGUUACAGCGCAAGUGCAGUUGCAGCCAAUACCUUUAUGCGAUCCAUGUUCUCCGGCGCAUUUCCUUUGUUCAUCAUCCCUAUGUAUCACAAACUUGGAGUGGACUGGGGAACAACAGUCUUUGGUUGUAUCGCUGCGGUGUUGAUCCCUGUUCCCUAUCUGUUCUUUGUUUGGGGGGAGAGGAUCAGAGGUAGAGGCAAGUGGAGCAAGGACAGCGUUUAG